Messenger RNA from Strongyloides ratti, 1593 nucleotides. RefSeq names its product Tyrosine-protein kinase Src42A. The transcript has 2 exons. Lineage: Eukaryota; Metazoa; Nematoda; Chromadorea; Rhabditida; Strongyloididae. Gene Ontology annotation, biological process: protein phosphorylation; innate immune response; cell differentiation. The record is from RefSeq and is a predicted model, not a curated record. The coding region runs from base 1 to 1593 and encodes 530 amino acids. Gene Ontology annotation, molecular function: ATP binding; non-membrane spanning protein tyrosine kinase activity; signaling receptor binding. Gene Ontology annotation, cellular component: extrinsic component of cytoplasmic side of plasma membrane.
AUGGGUUCAUGUUUGGGGAAGAAAAAAGUCUCAACACCAUUAUCAACAAAUGUUGGUAAUGGAAGUGUCAUGCCAAUAACAGAAUUACAUCAUCCCUCAUUACAUCAUCCACCUAUAAAUGGAAGAACAACAUCUGCUCUACCAAAAACUUCUUUUACUAAUGUAUAUAAUAAUCAUAUUCAAUCACUUUCAACAAAUGGUGUCAAAUCACAUACAUCUACUUUAUCACAAGGAAGUAGAACAUGUAAUAUUUAUAUUGCAUUAUUUGACUAUGAAGCAAGAACAGAUGAAGAUUUAAGCUUUAAAAAGAAUGAAUUAUUAGAGAUAUUAAAUGAAAUGCAAAAUGGUGAUUGGUGGUAUGCUAGAUCUCUUGUCACUAAUAAGACUGGUUUUAUACCAAGUAAUUAUGUUGCUCCAGAAAAAUCUAUUGAUGCAGAACCAUGGUAUUUUGGUUCUUUACGACGUAUAGAUGCUGAAAAAGUUUUACUUCAAUCAUCAAAUGAUCAUGGUUCAUUUCUUAUAAGAGAUAGUGAAACACGAGAUAAUGAAUUUUCAUUAUCAGUUAGAGAUGGUAAUUCAGUGAAACAUUACCGAAUACGACAAUUAGAUCAAGGUGGUUAUUUUAUAGCAAGAAGAAAAGCUUUUACAACAUUACAAGAAUUAGUAACACAUUAUAGUAAAGAAGCUGAUGGUUUAUGUGUUACAUUAUCAUCACCAGCAAUUAAAGAAGAUUUACCUCAGACAUCAACAUUUACAUAUGAUGAUCAAUGGGAAAUUGAUAGAAGAUCAAUACGUUUAAUAAGACAAAUUGGUGCUGGACAAUUUGGUGAGGUAUGGCAUGGUAUAUGGAAAAAUUCAACACAUGUUGCUGUUAAAAAAUUACGCCCUGGAUCAGCGGAUGUUUCAGAUUUUUUGGCUGAGGCACAAAUUAUGAAACGUCUUAAACAUCCUAAAUUAUUACAAUUAUAUGCUGUAUGUACAAGAGAAGAACCAAUAUUAAUUAUUACUGAAUUAAUGCAAGAAAAUUUAUUAACAUUCCUUCAAGGACGUGGUAAAAAUUCAUCUAUAACAACAUUAGUUGACAUUGCUUCACAAGUAGCAGCAGGAAUGAAAUAUUUAGAAGAGAUGAAUUUUAUUCAUAGAGAUUUAGCAGCAAGAAAUAUACUUGUAUCUAGUACAGGAUCAAUAAAAAUUGCUGAUUUUGGUUUGGCAAGAUUAAUGAGAGAAAAUGAGUAUGAGGCAAGAGUAGGUAGUCGUAUACCAAUAAAAUGGUCACCACUAGAAGCUAUUCAUUAUAAUCGUUUUACCAGUAAAUCUGAUGUUUGGAGUUUUGGUAUAUUACUUGUAGAAUUGGUAACAUAUGGUAGAACACCAUAUCCAGGAAUGACAAAUGCUGAAGUUUUACAAAAAGUUGAAAAUGGUUAUCGAAUGCCAUGUCCAAGUGGAUGUCCACCACCAUUAUAUGAAAUAAUGCUUCAAUGUUGGCAUAGAGAUCCUGAAAAAAGACCAACAUUUGAAACAUUACAAUGGCGUUUAGAAGAUUUAUUUUCAAAUGAUGGAUCAGAGUAUAAAGAAGCAGCUAUGAGUUAUUAA